Messenger RNA from Pelodiscus sinensis (Chinese soft-shelled turtle), 933 nucleotides. Its product is annotated as olfactory receptor 6B1-like. Gene Ontology annotation, biological process: G protein-coupled receptor signaling pathway. The record is from RefSeq and is a predicted model, not a curated record. Gene Ontology annotation, molecular function: G protein-coupled receptor activity; olfactory receptor activity. NCBI's taxonomy places the organism in Eukaryota, Metazoa, Chordata, Testudines, Trionychidae. Gene Ontology annotation, cellular component: membrane.
AUGGCAAACAGAGAGUGGGGAAAUCAAACCGUGAAGGAAUUCCUCCUUCUAGGAUUUGGGAAUCUCCCGGAAGGGCAGACUCUUCUCUUCCUGCUGUUCCUAGUGAUCUAUUUGGUGACUAUGGGUGGGAACAUCCUCAUUGUGUUGCUAGUGGUGGCCGAUCGGCACCUCCACACCCCCAUGUACUUCUUCCUGGGGAACUUGUCCUGCUUGGAGACCUGCUACAGCUCCACCCUCCUGCCCAGGCUGUUGGCCAGUCUCCUGACGGGGGACAGGACCAUCUCGGUGGAGGGCUGCAUCAUACAGUUGUAUUGCUUUGCUUGUCUAUUAGCGACGGAAUGUGGACUCCUCGCCGUGAUGUCUUACGAUCGGUAUUUAGCAGUAUGCCAACCCCUACAUUACGUGGCGCUAAUGAACGGUAGGUUCUCCCUCCAGCUAGCAGUUGGGUCUUGGCUAAGUGGCUUCAUAGCCAGUACCAACACGGCCUGUUGGAUGUCUCAGGUGACUUUCUGUGGCCCCAACAAAAUUGACCAUUUUUUUUGCGAUCUCACCCCAUUGCUCAAACUGUCCUGCAGUGACACCAGGCUGAUGGCUCUGGUGAUCUUCCUCAUCUCCAUGAUAUUUAUUCUUCCUCCAUUUCUCUUAACCCUGACAUCGUACCUCUGUAUCAUCAGCACCAUCCUGAGAAUCCCUUCCAGCACCGGGAGGCAAAAGGCCUUUUCCACGUGUUCCUCCCAUCUCAUCGUGGUCACAAUGUUCUAUGGGACCCUGAUCGUUGUCUACAUGAUCCCAGACGUGGCUGAGCUGCAGGACCUGAACAAAUUGUUCUCCGUCUUCUACACCGUCCUGACCCCCCUGGCCAACCCCCUCAUCUACAGCCUGAGAAACAUGGAGGUCAAGGAGGCCCUGAAGAACGCGCUAAAAAGACUGUGA